UGCUUGCGGGGCAGUCAGCCAUUCUGACAUUCCUUCACCGCCCAUGCUGGCCCGUUAGGUCCUUGCCUCAAGUCCGUCGAGCUAAUCUCCACUUCUUUCUCGCCAGCCUGCAAUGACGCCCACGUUGCACAUUCGCGACGCGGCAUUGACCGUCGUGUGUGCCGCGCAUCACCCCCAGCGGCCCCUCCAUGCGCGCGUCGCCCCACGCCCACCACACCUUCUCUCGCGCCUACCAUUCCCCUCGCUGCGCCUCCUCCCAUACCGCGACUCGCGCCGUUUUCCAGCGCGCAUGGCCCCUUCUUCUCCCGCCGCCUCCCCAUCAACCCCUCUGCGCCCCCCCACGCCGCGCCAGGCGAGCGGCGGUGCCCGUCGCUGCGACCACGCCGGGCGGGCAGGGCUCCGUGGCGGUCGGCUCGUUCCGCGCGGGCCAGAAGCGCGCGGAGGUGCGCCUGCCCGCGCUGCUUCUGGCGCUGACCAGCGCGGACGUCCUGCGCGGAGGGGCGCCGGGCAGGAGGCGGUGGACGCGGCGGUGGCGGCGGGCGCGAGCAUGGUGGUGGUGGGGGACGAGGGCGCGGGCGGCGCGGGCAUGGAGCU
Messenger RNA from Closterium sp. NIES-67, 594 nucleotides. The record is from the annotation of a GenBank genome assembly. Lineage: Eukaryota; Viridiplantae; Streptophyta; Zygnematophyceae; Desmidiales; Closteriaceae.